AUGUCCAUUCGUCCGCUCCCGCAGGAGACCAUCCGCCUGCUCUCGUCCUCGGUGAAGCUUACGAACCCGUGCGACGUUCUCAAAGAGCUCGUGGAUAACGCCAUCGAUGCAGAGGCCACCUCGAUUGACGUCGUCGUGUCGGCCAACACCCUUGACAAGAUCGUCGUGCGAGGCAACGGCCAUGGCAUUCCCCUGGAAGACCUGGAUCUGCUCGGGCGGAGGGGCCACACGAGCAAGCUGAGGAGCUUCGAGGAGCUUCAGCACAAGGGCGGCGAGACGCUGGGAUUUAGGGGUGACGCGCUGGCCAGUGUCAAUUCCAUCGCUACUGUGGUCAUCACUACGAAAACGUCCGGGGAACCUGUGGCAACCCGGAUUCAGUUGCGGCAUGGCAUUGGCGGCGUCGUCGACAGGAAGCCAGUAUCCGGGCCCGUUGGAACGACUGUACAAGCUUCCGAGCUCUUCAAGGCUAUACCGGCGCGGAGACAUCUCUUACUCCAUGGCACACAAAAGACUUUUUCAGGUAUGCGGGAUCUUCUCAGUGCGUAUGUCAUCGCUCGACCCCGCCUGAGAGUUUCGUUGAAGGUGGCCGGGCACGACAGCAGCUUCUUUUCGUAUGCUCCCAGUGGCGCGGGUUCUGUCAGAGAGGCAGCUCUUCAGCUAUUCGGAAAAGCACUGGUCGCCAACUGCACGCCAAUCAGUCUCCACCACGAGGCAAGCGGGUUCGCCUUGGACGCCCUUUUACCAAGUCGAGACUGCGACGUGAAGGCUCUCAAGGGCAAAGCGUUUCACGUGUCGGUGGACCGAAGACCUCUUUCCCCGUCAGGAGAGUUGCCAAAGUUGCUGUACAAGCAGCUCAAGUCGCAUAUCUCGAGGUCCUUGGCUACCACGAACCUGCCAACGUUGUUCAUGCAGCUGAACAUCACCUGUCCCCGCGGAAGUUACGACCCGAACGUGUCGUCGUUGAAGGACGAGGUGCUAUUUGCCAACCAGCAAGAAGUGUUGGAACUCUUUGAGGAGCUGUGCCAGGCAGUGUACGGCAUCAAAGAGUCGUCCGAUGGAGAAGAAGGUCGAACAGAUGCUGCCUCACAGGCGCCGGUCUCAUCAAGCCCCGAUAGUGAUGGCGGCAAUCAGAGCUUGGACGAUCUAGCGCCGCUAGAUGACUGUGAUGUGUUACAAAUGUUUGAAGACAUGGAGAGGGCCGAGAUGCUGGAUCAUUUGGACGAGGAAGCGAAGGCUGGAGGCACCUCAACCAAUGCUCAAACGGAUACUGCUGAGUCGCCGAAAGAAACCGAUACUCGCCUUAUUGUCGAUGCUCCGAGCGCCAAAGAGACGAGUGUGAAGGUGAGAACGGUCUUCAGGGUCGACAUGUCUCGAAAUGACAGCAACGCAACAGACGACGCCGCGCUGGCCGACAUGGUCGAUGUGACGCUCCCAGCAGAGCUACCAAAGCAAACCUCCUGCGACAGCUCAUCAGCCCAAAGUCGCCGUCGUGGAGACAUACGCCGAUAUUUCCAAAAGAACUCCGACCGGGAAUUCCAAAUUGCGUGUGAUGAGACCGCAGCUGGACCGGCGACGGUCGAAGCGGAGUCACCCCAUCGAGUGAACUGGAUAUACGGCGAGAAUUCACUGAGCCUGACCCUGACGGACAUCAGCUACAUAGGGGGCAUCAAAUCGAUUUCGGUGCAGAUGAUUCACCCAGAUUAA
This is a messenger RNA of Purpureocillium lilacinum, 1704 nucleotides long. RefSeq lists its product as uncharacterized. Gene Ontology annotation, biological process: mismatch repair. Gene Ontology annotation, molecular function: mismatched DNA binding; ATP-dependent DNA damage sensor activity; ATP binding. NCBI's taxonomy places the organism in Eukaryota, Fungi, Ascomycota, Sordariomycetes, Hypocreales, Ophiocordycipitaceae. The record is from RefSeq and is a predicted model, not a curated record. Gene Ontology annotation, cellular component: MutLalpha complex.